AUGGCAACUAUUGUAACAAAUCCAUGUCCUAACAUGUUAGCAAUACCACGUAAUGGGGCAUCGAAUCCAAAAAUCUUUGAUGAUGAGUUGAUUAUGAAACAUCUUGAUAACCGAUUUAUCACAAAUCUUGGUGUCUCUUAUAAUGAUCGCAUGCAAGACUAUAUAG
Entrophospora candida is the source of this 166-nucleotide messenger RNA. The record is from the annotation of a GenBank genome assembly. NCBI's taxonomy places the organism in Eukaryota, Fungi, Glomeromycota, Glomeromycetes, Entrophosporales, Entrophosporaceae.